CCCACACAAACCCCUAAACCCCAGAAGCUUCUCCUCCCCGAAACCCUAGCCCGCCAUGGCCCUCGCGCUUCGCCUCCGGCGGGCCCUCGCCGCCGCCUCCAUCUCCGCGCCACUCCUCCGCCCGGUGGCCGCCUCAGCCGCGCCACCCCACUCCGGGUCCCUCCUCCUCGCUCCCUUCGUCCCGCUGCCGCUCCCGCGGCCGUGGCUCCUCCUCCCCGGUGCCGCCGCCGGGUUCCGGUCGACGGCGGCGGCUGCGGCGCGGGGAGGGGACUACGGGGCGGAGGACAGCAAGAUCUCCCCCGACGAGAUCCUCUUCGAGGGGUGCGAUUACAACCACUGGCUCAUCACCAUGGAGUUCCCCGACCCCAAGCCCUCCCGCGAGGAGAUGAUCGAGACCUACCUCCAGACCCUCGCCAAGGUCGUUGGAAGUUAUGAGGAGGCUAAGAGGAGGAUGUAUGCUUUUAGUACAACAACUUAUAUUGGUUUUCAGGCUGUAAUGACUGAGGAAAUGUCAGAGAAAUUUCGCGGAUUGCCUGGAGUAGUUUUCAUUUUGCCUGAUUCAUAUCUAUAUCCAGAGACAAAGGAGUAUGGAGGAGACAAAUAUGACAAUGGUGUCAUCACUCCAAGACCACCACCUGUUCAUUAUAGCAAGCCAUCAAGGACUGACAGGAACCGUAACUACCGAGGAAACUACCAGAGUGGUCCUCCACAGCAAGGAAAUUACCAGAACAGCCCUCCACAAGGAAGUUACCAGAAUAGCCUGCCACAGCAAGGAAACUUCCAAACAUACCGCUCGCAGCAAGAUGGAAGAAGCUAUGCCCCACCGCAGAAUUAUGCACAGGCUGGACAAGAUGCUAGAGGUUAUGGGAGGAAUGAUUAUGCAGACCGUUCAGGUUACAAUGGACCGCCUGGUGGAUUUCACAGUCAAGCACCGCAGUACCAAGGGCAUGUAAAUCCAACCGCUCAAGGUCAAGGUUACAACAAUCCACAAGAUCGCAGGAACUUUUCGCAAGGGCAGGGAGGAGAUUUCAGGCCUGGUGGCCCUUCAGCACCUGGAACUUAUGGCCAACCAUCAACACCUGGAAAUUAUGGGCAGCCACCUCCAUCAACGUAUCCUGGUAGUAACCAAGGGGUUCCUGGUGUGAAUCCUAGUUAUUGUGGAGACAUCAAACAGGGGGCAGGACCUGCAUAUGGUAGAGAUAACUGGCAAGAGGGUUCUGGUCAGUAUCCUAGCCCAGGUGAAGGACAAGGGAACUGGCAGGGUAGGCAGUAAAAUCUUAAGAGUUUCGCUGAAUACAAGCAUGAUACUAGAGAUGCAGAAAUCCCCACCUGUAAAAUAAACGACUGUGGUGCAUUGCCUUCUCUUUUUGCUUGCAUUCAAAUUCUAGACUUAUGGGCAUGUGUUAUUGCCAACGUUAAAUGCAAACUUAAUUUUUUUCCCUUUGUUGUGCCACAUGUUGACAUAUUUAAACGUCGCAGAAUGUGAAACGCCAUUUUGUCUCUA
Phragmites australis (common reed) is the source of this 1504-nucleotide messenger RNA. Its product is annotated as multiple organellar RNA editing factor 1, mitochondrial-like. Gene Ontology annotation, cellular component: mitochondrion. Gene Ontology annotation, biological process: cytidine to uridine editing; mitochondrial mRNA modification. The record is from RefSeq and is a predicted model, not a curated record. The transcript has 5 exons. Bases 56 to 1273 code for a protein of 405 amino acids. Lineage: Eukaryota; Viridiplantae; Streptophyta; Magnoliopsida; Poales; Poaceae.